Molecule: messenger RNA, 4179 nt
Organism: Chlorella variabilis
Lineage: Eukaryota; Viridiplantae; Chlorophyta; Trebouxiophyceae; Chlorellales; Chlorellaceae
Exons: 30
Coding region: 1-4179 (1392 amino acids)
Molecular function (GO): hydrolase activity, acting on carbon-nitrogen (but not peptide) bonds
Source: RefSeq, a predicted model, not a curated record
AUGCAGAUCAGAACUGUCGCACUAGUCAUCAGCAUCCUGACUGGGGCCUUGGCCAUAGCGUGGCCAUCGCUGCCAUGGCACUUGCUGCGGAGCAAGGACAGCGGUGCUACCUGCCCCCUGGGCUUUGGCAGUCUCAGCAGCGAGCUGCCCUCUCCACAUGGUGACCGUCUGCCUGGGCUGGGCCCAACCGGCAGCCCGCCCACGCUGGUCCUGUAUGCCAAUGCCAGAGUGUGGACCGGGGAGGCCGCUGCUCCGCACGCCCAGGCGUUUGCGGUCGACUCCGCCACAGGGCGCUUUGCCUAUGUGGGCAGCCGGGAUGGAGCACCCGCCGCGGCACAAGAGGUUGAUCUGCGGGGCGCACACGUCAUCCCCGGGCUCAUUGACAGCCACCUGCACUUGAUACCAGGAGGCCUCAGCCUGUCCCGCCUGGACCUCAGCCCAGCCGCCAGCAAGCAGCAGUUCAUCGCCGCGGUGGCGGCAGCCAGCACGCGCGUCCCGAGCGGCGGCUGGCUGCUGGGUGGUGGCUGGGACGAGAGCCGCUGGGGAGGCGAGCUGCCCAGCGCAACCUGGAUUGACCAAAUGACUCCCACCACCCCGACCUGGCUGGUGCGACACGACGCACAUAUGGGGCUUGCCAACUCCGCUGCGCUGCGGCUGGCGGGGAUCGGGCGCGACACCCCCGACCCGCCCGGCGGCGCCAUCCUGCGGCAGGGAGGCCCCGACGGGCAGCCCACCGGCCUGCUUACUGAUGCAGCCAUGCAGCUGCUGGCGGACAUCAUUCCACCGCUGUCGGUUGAGGAGCGGCAGCAAGCAUUUGAGGCAGCGGUGCAGCAUGCCCUCAGCAAGGGCAUCACAAUGGUGCAUUGCCUGGGCAGGGUUGCAUUCAUGGAGGGUGAGGAGGCGGCUUGGCAGGACUUGGAGGAGGUGUAUCUGCCGGCCGCCAACCAGGGCAAGCUUCCCCUGAGGAUCUACGCCUUUGUUGCCCUCCCCACCUGGCAAGUGGCGCUGCCGACCUGCCUGCCCGACAGGAAGCGAGCCUUGCGGCGCAUGGCAGAGCGAGUGAAGCAGCUGGGCAAGGCGCACCCCGGAGGCAUGCUGCAUUGGGGAGGGGUGAAGGAGUUCGCAGAUGGCAGCUUGGGCAGUCGCACCGCACUCUUCCACGAGCCUUAUGCCGACGAGCCGGGCAGCAGUGGCACGCGCACCAUUGAGCUGGACAGGCUGCGCCAGCUGGUGGUGGAGGCAGAUGCUGCGGGGCUGCAGGUCGCUGUGCACGCCAUUGGCGACCGUGCGGUCGAUGAAGUGCUGGACAUUUAUGCCGAGCUGGCGCACAGAAAAAAUAGCAGCAGCGGCGGUGUUGGCGGCGGCAGCGUGCCUGUACGUCGGCGGCACCGCAUCGAGCAUGCCCAGCACCUGUCCAGCCCUGAGGUGGCGCAGCGGCUGGCGGCGGCGGGGGUGGUGGUAACCCCGAACCCGCUGCACCUGCUGGCUGACAUGGCGGUGCUGCAGCCGCGGCUGGGCAGGGAGCGAGCGGGGGCGGGGCGCACAUAUGCGCUGCGCACGCUGGUGGAGGCAGGUGCCACCACGGCUUGUGGCUCCGACUGGCCCGUGGUGCCGCUGGAUGCGCUGGGUAGCCUCUAUGCGGCAGUGCACCGGCAGGCGCCAGGGGGCGGCGCCGGGCCCUGGGCGCCAGAGGAAGCGCUCAGCGUUGCUGAGGCACUGGAGGCACACACCCUGGCGGGCGCUGCGGCUGCGGGGCUGGAGCGGGAACUGGGCAGCAUUGCAGUUGGCAAGCUGGCCGAUUUCGUGGUGCUUGGGGCCACGCCCGGAGACGCGGCGCCAGAGCCCCAAUUCCUGGCCCUCCCUCGCUGCCCGGGCACCAACAAGACGCUGGGGGACGCCGAGAAGCUGGGCUGGAAGUUUGCGCCCGUCAUCUACACCCACCCCAUGGAGCGUUACCAGCUGCAGUCGCCCGACACCUGGUUCAACGCAUCCGAAGUGUUCUACCAGGACCUGAAGAACGAGAGCCAGACCAUCUUUUCGUGGAUGAGCAGUGACAUCACCGACACGCUCAUGAGCUUUGUGUCCCUCAUCAACUCCAGCACCACACGUGGCGCAGAGCGUUCGGCCAUCAUUGCCGGCGCGCCGUUUGUGGAUGGCCGCUCCACCGCCCGCCUCUUCUACUCUGUGGCGGAGGUGUAUGACCAGCGGGGGCCGGGGAGGGGUGCCAAGGUGCCGGGCCUGUGGAUCUGGAACGGCUGCUCCAACCAAGAGUUUGCCCUGAGCCUCAAUGGCACCCGCGAGCUGGUGCAGUACCUGCUGUGUCCCUAUGGCGUUCACGAGGGCGACUGGGAGCACAUCUCGCUGCUAACUGCCUACUCGCAGCAUGGAUGGUGGGAGACGCGAGACUGCACCCAGCCGGGGCAGUGCCCCAUGGAGGCAGACGAUGUGGGGGUGAUGCACCCGGUUGCUCACUCUGGCUUCGAGUCCCAUGCCAAUUACUACGAAGAAACGGAGCUGAUGGUUUAUGCCUGGAAAAAUGCAACCUUCAAAGGUGUGAGCCUGGACAACCUAGGGGGCGUGUGGGUGGGCGACCGCACCAAGGCAGACAGAAGCCGCAAGUUUAUGCCCAACAGCACCAACGUUGUGCGGGUGCCCAGCCUGGAAGAGAUUGCCGCAACGAACCUGACGGGCUGGGAGUGGGCCAUCUACCCAGGGAACUGGGGCGCGCCGCUUGCAAAGCAGAAUACCACUUUUUAUUGCUUCGACGAGAACCAGACCACACUGUCCAAGUGCCUGGAGAAUGCAGCAUCUCGGGCGCUGCAAACCACCUUCAAGCUUCUGGACACGUUGUCGCUGGCAACUGGCGGCGGCAGCCUCCUCCCAAACACUGGCCUAGGAUUUGAUGAGGAGACCUAUCAAGCGCAGGCUUCCAGCAACAACACGUGGGCCGCGCCAGGCGCCAUCACGGGCCCACUGUACCGCACCUGGACCUACCAGUGGCUGCCCGAGCGCCACUCCCCCAUUUUUGACUCAUUCAAGGGCAAUGAAACACUCACCUGCCCCCAGGAUGCCCAGAUUACGCUGGCGUUCCCAGAUGUCAGCGAUUUCCGCACCAGCACCUCCAUCCAAACCAUUGUCAAUUACCUGGUUGGCAUUUGUGUGGGGGCCGUCGUCAUGAGGCAAGCCUCUGCCGGCCAGCCUUGGGCCUUCAGCACUGCCGUCUUCAUCCUGCUGCUGGCGAUCCCGGGCCUGGCCGCAAAGACACUGAGGGCCCCCAAGAUUCUGUAUGGGGCUAUCGAUGUUGUUGUGCCAGAGACGGCCGACGAGAGCACGGCAAAGCUAGUGUGGCUGUUUUGGGCGGGUGCGCUGUGGGUUGCUGCAGCCGUCCUGCUGUCGCUGGGCACGGCCAAGAUGAUGAACAACUCAGUGGCGUCGACCGCAGCGGAGAUCUUGGGCACCACGGCUGCUAUCCUGGCCGUGCAGUGGUUGGUGAUCGGCUCGCUCAUCAUCACGGCCGUGUGCGACCUGGCGUCCAUGUUCAUGGUUCUGCUGUCCCACAAGCCCACCCUAACUUUUUGGCGCUGGCGCGUUCGCAACCGGCUGUACUCCGAAUGGGUGCACCGCCAUGUGUUCCGCAUAACGGUCGCGCUGGCUGGUUUGAUGGUUAUGGUCAUCUCACUGGCCUGCAUUCUGUUUGGGCUGGGCCUCAUCAUCGUCACCGUCCAGCUGGCAGUGCGGCUGGCCUGCUCCGAGAUAUCCAGCCUCGACGUCGACCAAAUCACCGUGGACGCUGUCUGCCUGACCAUUCCUGCCAUCUCCGACGAGCCCAUCUGCGGCUGGCAAGUGUUGGAAGUUUGUUACGACAUCACCAACAUGGGCGUGCUAUCCCUGGUUCUAGGGGCAAUGUUUCUGCUGUGGAGCCACAUUGUGUGGCUCAUCCUGCUGCUCCUGAGCAUCUGGCGCUAUCUCGACUUCAAGAUCGUGCUGCCCCAACAGCCGGCGGCAGCAGCCGGCGACGGCAGCUGCGCCAGCGGCAGCGCCACCGCCAGCAGCAGCGCCGCGCUUGCAGCGGGGGCCGAAGCAGGGGACAGUCCCAGCACAGGCGACGGGUUAGAGAAGAUCCGGGUUGCGGUGGACGCCUCACCGCUUCCUGCUGCUGGCUUCAGCAACAAUGUUUAG